Messenger RNA from Verticillium dahliae VdLs.17, 848 nucleotides. Its product is annotated as caleosin domain-containing protein. The record is from RefSeq and is a predicted model, not a curated record. Lineage: Eukaryota; Fungi; Ascomycota; Sordariomycetes; Glomerellales; Plectosphaerellaceae. Gene Ontology annotation, molecular function: calcium ion binding; monooxygenase activity. Bases 78 to 848 code for a protein of 256 amino acids. The transcript is spliced from 3 exons.
GAAAAAUCGACAACACUGUUUCUUCCUUUUGGAUCAUUCAAAUCGAGCAGUUCUCCCAAACCAGCCUCGACACAGAAAUGGCGUCUCAGAAGGACGGCGCUCGGUUGGAUGACGACCGUACCACAGUCAAACACGCACAAAACAAGAUUGUUACGUCAAUAGAUGAAGUCCCUGUGACAGUCGAACGCAAGCCGUUCAUCCAGCCCGAGGAAAAUCAACGUCUGCUUCAUGCGGGUACCGCCCGCGCCAACCUCGCGCCGACGUACGACCAACCCAAGGGCACAACAGACAACAACUGGGCCAUGGACCACAGGCAUCAGACUGUACUCCAGCAGCACGUCGAAUUUUUCGACCAGGACCGUGACGGAGUCAUAUGGCCCAUGGAUACCUUCCGCGGCUUCCAUCGCCUCGGCUUCCACCUUCUGCUAUCCUUGCUCGCGGUAUUCAUCAUCCAUGCCAACUUCUCAUACCCAACUGUCUCGUCUUGGCUGCCGGACCCGCUGUUCCGACUGUACGUGGGAAACAUCCACAAGGCAAAGCACGGCAGCGACAGCGGGACCUAUGACACGGAGGGGCGGUUCGUGCCACAGAAGUUUGAGGACAUGUUUGCCAAGUAUUCCAAGGGCGAGAACAGGGAGAGCCUGACGCUGUGGGACGUAUGGGAUCUGCACAAGGGGCAGCGGCUGUUGGCUGAUCCGAUCGGGUGGGGGGGCAACGUUUUCGAGUGGGUUGCGACGUAUAUCAUGCUGUGGCCGGAUGAUGGGAAAAUGCGGAAAGAGGAUAUACGGGGAAUAUAUGACGGCAGUUUGUUCUACAAGAUUGCGGAGCAGCGAGAGAAGAAUUUGUGA